UGGAACCCACACUUGUAAGCAUUGAGAGUGACGGAUUCCAUCCGCCUCGCUGAGACUCCAGCCCCACUGAGCAUGCUCAUGGAGCCCCGAACACCAACAGCCAACCUUUGGAGGGCAAGCAAACUUCCUCUGGAUCUGUAGGGCAGUGCCCCAGCCUCUCCACCAUGGCACGUGGUUUCACAGUGGCCUUUGACCCAUCGGGUCUAGGAGAACUCAGCUCCAGUUCUCUGAGCUCCCUCUCCUCCCGAGGCCAUCUGGGCAGCGACUUGGGCUCCACAGCAACACGAUACUUGCUUAGGAAGCAGCAGCGCCUGCUCAAUGGGCCCCCCCGUGGAAUCCGAGCCUCAUCACCCAUGGGCCGAGUCAUCCUCAUCAACUCCCCCAUUGAAGCCAACAGUGAUGAAAGUGACAUCAUCCACGCCGUCCGGGUGGAAAAGAGCUCCUCUGGGAGGCUGGGCUUCAGCGUGAGAGGUGGCUCUGAGCAUGGCCUGGGCAUCUUUGUCAGCAAGGUGGAGGAGGGGAGCAGUGCAGAGCGUGCUGGCCUGUGUGUGGGGGACAAGAUCACGGAGGUGAACGGGCUGAGUCUAGAGAGCACCACGAUGGGCAGCGCUGUGAGGCUGCUGACCAGCAGCAGCUGCCUGCACAUGAUGGUGCGGCGCAUUGGCCGUGUGCCCGGCAUCAAGUUCUCUAAGGAGAAGACCACAUGGGUGGAUGUAGUGAACCGGCGGCUAGUGGUGGAAAAGAGCAGUUCAACACCCUCGGACAGCAGCUCAGAGGAUGGCAUGCGCCGCAUUGUCCAUCUCUAUACAACCUCUGAUGACUUCUGCCUGGGCUUCAACAUCCGUGGGGGCAAGGAGUUCGGCCUGGGCAUCUAUGUGUCUAAAGUGGAUCAUGGUGGGCUGGCUGAGGAGAAUGGCAUCAAAGUGGGGGACCAGGUCCUGGCGGCCAACGGUGUCGGGUUUGAUGACAUCAGCCACAGCCAGGCCGUAGAACUGCUGAAGGGCCAAACACACAUCAUGUUGACCAUCAAGGAGACUGGCCGGUACCCUGCCUACAAAGAGAUGGUUUCAGAGUACUGCUGGCUGGAUAGAUUGAGCAAUGGGGUAUUACAGCAGCUGUCCCCAGCCUCAGAGAGUGGCUCCAGUAUCUCCUCCUAUGCGGGCAGUGUCCCCUGCAGCUCAGGCUCACUGCCCUCUGCCCACAUGGAUGUCUGCCUGGGGCCGGAGGAGCCCAGUGGCCACGGCCCAGGCUGGGGGCGAGCAGACACAGCCAUGCAGACUGAGCCUGACAUGGGCAGCCGUGUGGAAACGUGGUGCAGCGUAAGGCCAACUGUCAUCCUCAGAGACACGGCCAUCUGCUCUGAUGGUCCCUCUUCUACCCGACGCCUUGAUUCUGCACUUUCGGAGUCGCCCAAGACUGCUCUGUUGCUGGCCCUGAGCCGACCCAGGCCUCCCAUCACACGGUCUCAGAGCCACCUGACACUGUGGGAGGAGAAGAAACAGCGGAAGAAGGAGAAGUCAGGGACCCCGGGGGAGAACGGGGCCUUGCAGCGCUCCAAGACACUGAUGAACCUCUUCUUCAAGGGAGGGCGUCAGGGGCGGCCAGCAGGGGACGGGCACAGAGAGGCCUGGACACUGGACAGCAGAAGCCCCACCAAAGUCCGCCCUCGCCUGGACCUGGAGAAAGCAGGGAGCAUGGGACCUGUGCAGAAGUUUGUCACCUGGAGACUGAGACGUGACCGGGAGAGGGGCCAGGCCCUGCUCUCCGCUAGGCCUGGAAGCCCCUCUGGCCAGCUGCCCAGUGUGGAAGGGCAGGUACAGGCCUGGGAAAGUCGACGGCCCCUCAUCCAGGACCUGGCCCGGAGGCUGCUCACAGACGACGAGGUACUAGCAGUCACUCGCCACUGCUCCCGGUAUGUCCAUGAGGGUGGUGUGGAGGAUCUGGUGCGCCCCCUGCUGGCCAUCCUGGACCGGCCGGAGAAGCUGCUGCUGCUGAGGGACAUCAGGAGUGUGGUGGCCCCCACGGACCUCGGCCGCUUUGACAGCAUGGUGAUGCCUGUGGAGUUGGAGGCUUUUGAGGCUCUCAAGAGCAGGGCAGUUCGGCCUUCUGCUUUGAGACCAACUAGGCAAGAUACGCCACCCAGGCGUCACCUCGUCACCCCUGUGCCUGAUAGCCGUGGAGGCUUCUACUUGCUGCCUGUGAACGGCUGCUCAGAAGAUGACGACGACGACGGAGAGAUAAGGGAGAGGCUGGGGGGCCUUAAGGUCUCUCUCGGUGCCUCUGCCCCUCGCCAUCACCGUCAAGGAAUCCCUCCUCUACAAGAUGUGCCAGUUGAUGCCUUCUCUCCUCGCCGAAGCGCAUGUGCACCUCCUCCCCAACCACCUCCUGUGGCUCCCCGGCCUCCCAGGCCUAACUGGCUACUCACAGAACCCCCAAGCAAAGAGGACUCUCAGCAGAGCCAGAGGCAGACCCCAGCCCAAAGCCGCAGUCGAAGUCGCAGUCGAGGUCGAGGCAAGUCCCCUGGGCGCAGGCGCUCCCCUUCUCCAGCACCCAUCACCCCCGCCACCACAGCCAAUGGGCGUUACCACAGGCCUCGCAAGGCAAGGCCCUCGCUCCCACGACCUCUGGGUGGGCCAGAGGCCAAGGUGGGAGCUAGACAAGGGCCCUUGGAGAAUGGCAUUGGUGGGCCAACUGAGACUACCAGGAAGGCCGCCACCGGAGAGGUGAGGACAGUCACACUCUCCAAGAUGAAGCAGUCUUUGGGCAUCAGCAUUUCUGGGGGCAUCGAGUCCAAGGUGCAGCCCAUGGUUAAGAUAGAGAAGGUCUUUCCAGGAGGCGCUGCUUCCCUCUGCGGGGCCCUGCAGGCUGGCUUCGAGCUGUUGGCAGUGGAUGGGGAGACUCUGGAGCAGGUGACCCACCAACGAGCCGUGGACACCAUCCGGAGAGCAUACAGGAACAAGGCUCGGGAGCCUAUGGAGCUUGUGGUCAGGAUCCCUGAACUUGGCCUGCUGCCCUUAUCCUCUGCCCCAUUAGCCUUUAAGGAUCAGAGCCUUCCUGCUGACAGUUUCUCUGCCCAUGGAUCCCUUGACAAUACCCCAAUUGCCCCCAGCUACCUCCCUUCCCCUGAGGCCAGGCAUCUACAACAGACUCUCAACCCAGCCCUUCAGGGUUCUCAGAGUACCCCCAAACCCUCCGCUCUUCUUAAGGGUCCCCAGGACCCUCCCCAUGGACCUUAAGGACUACUGCUGCCCCCAGGUUUCUUGUACACGGGCUCAUACCCUCUGUCCUAUCUGCCUGCCUGGAGAGACCACCAUG
Phodopus roborovskii (desert hamster) is the source of this 3315-nucleotide messenger RNA. It is a transcript of the gene Pdzd7, whose product is annotated as PDZ domain containing 7. The record is from RefSeq and is a predicted model, not a curated record. The coding region runs from base 165 to 3236 and encodes 1023 amino acids. NCBI's taxonomy places the organism in Eukaryota, Metazoa, Chordata, Mammalia, Rodentia, Cricetidae. The transcript has 16 exons. Gene Ontology annotation, biological process: auditory receptor cell stereocilium organization; sensory perception of sound. Gene Ontology annotation, molecular function: protein binding. Gene Ontology annotation, cellular component: plasma membrane; stereocilium tip; stereocilia ankle link complex.